AGUUUCGAUAAAUCUUAUGAAUUUAAUAAACAAUUCUAAUUUAAUUUAUUUUUAAUAAAAUAUAACUGGUAAUUGUGAUAAAUUUAUAUUCGUUGUGUUCACACCACAAAAUACGGAGACUAUUUAGUCAAAAACCUUGAUAAUUAAUUAAAAGCAGAUAUAUCGCGACAUUUUUUAAAAACAUAAUUAUUUAGUGAGAAUUAUCAAUUACUUUUUUUAGAGGAUUAGUUUACAGUGCACCCCGCUGAUGGAUUAGUUACUAAGCCAUGACGACAGACAAAUUGGCACGGUAGGCGUAGCCCAGAUGUUUAAUCACAAGUUGCCGACAGACUUUCCAAUGCAAACGCUACGAAAGAAAACCAGCCCGUGCAAAUAUAAGAAUGAUCCGGGCCGAUUUCUGGGCGAGGGGGUGUCGUUUCGGGCCAAGUUGAUAGGAGUGCUGGAGGUGCCGGAGGCGCGGGGCGACAGGAUGUGCCAGGAGGCGCUCUCCGACCUGAAGAUGGCGAUCCGAGCGGCCGGGGAGCACAAGCAACGGAUCCAGGUCCACGUGGCCAUCGACGGACUGCGCUUAAGGGAUGAUAAAACCGGGGAUUCCUUAUACCACCAUCCGGUGCACAAGAUAUCGUUCAUAGCGCAGGACAUGAUCGACUCCCGAGCAUUCGGCUAUAUAUUCGGCUCCCCGGAUACGGGACACCGAUUCUUCGGUAUUAAGACUGAUAAAGCUGCUAGUCAGGUAGUUAUAGCAAUGAGGGACCUAUUUCAAGUUGUGUUCGAGCUGAAGAAGAAAGAGAUAGAGAUGGCGAAGCAACAGCUGGAGGGGAAGACACUCACAAGCAGCCUGCUGAGGCACCCGCCCUCCACGAUAAUAGAAACUAAAUCUAAGAGUGUCACUGCUGGAGAGAGUUCGCUGAGCAAACCUGGCGAUGGCGAAGGCGUGGUGGAACUGGUGGACCUGGAGCAGGAGCUGUGCUCGCUGCGGCGUGGGCUCACCCAGGUCGAGGGACUCACGCCCUCCGACCCGUUCGGUGACUCCUUUACCACUCCACUAUCGAAAGGACUUUUACCACCUCCGCCGGGCACUAUUCGAGCGGGGCGAAGCCCUAACCGGACCUCAUCUAGUCCCAGCAAGCCUUCUCUACCGUUCGAUCUCACUUCGGUCGCGUCGGACUUCGAAGCCCAACCCGCCACUGUUGAAACCAACACUAACUCCGAAGCGACGGUGGGUUCGCAGAAUGCGACGAGCGCCGUCAGCGCCAUCUACGACGUAUUCACAGAACUAGAUCCCCUCGGCACCGGCCGGAGUAAACCUUACGUUGACAAAAAACUAUUCUUUCAGGAGCUCAAAAACCCACCCAAGAAAGUACUCAAAGAUCUCGUUCCGAACCCCGUCACUGAGCCACCCGGCCCGACCGAGAGUGUCGACAGUUACGGUCCCACCACUACUAUGACGUCACUGACCCGACACUCCGGCGGGUCGGUCUCGAUCGCUAAAUCUAGUCAGAGCACCGCGCCCUUCGCGGGCUUUUUCACGUCCGAUCCGUUCGCGGAAACAGACCCCUUCGACAAUACCGAUCCCUUCUCGGACACCUUCAAGGACGACCCGUUUACGAGCAUGCAGGAGUAUCCGAAAUCCAGUUUCUUGAGGAGCGACGAUCUCAAAGCCAGGAUUCAAGAGAAGUCUACGACUGACCUUCAGGAAUUGAAGCUUGACAGUGGGAAGAAUGUGUUCAAUGGGCCGCUGCAAGUGUCACUACCGCCGGAGCCAGUGCCCAAGUCGCCGAGGCUACAAAGACAGUUGACGGACACGAACACAAUCCGACAACGACCGCUGCCCAUCAGCAAGCUUCAGCCAGACAACGCGUCCCCGCCGCCCCCUCUGCCUCCCAAGAAGGUGGGGGACAUGGGGCUGCCCCCACCGCGGCCCCCGCAUGACACGGACACCGAGGACCCAGAGAUGGGGCCGCCUCUGCCGAAACCAGUGCGAAAGAAAGAGCCAUUGUUGGACCGGAGUAUAAAGCCACGCAUGUCGUCCAUCACCACCACAAGCAGCGAGGAGGAGUACCUGGCGCCCGCUCCGCCGCCGCUGCCCGCUGCCAGGCGCUUCGACAUCACGCUCUCCCAGCUCCUGACUCUCACUACAGACCAGCUCGCCUCCAGGUUGCGCGUACCAACAAGCACUCUGUCAUCUAUGACGUUACCACAGCUCACGGAGUACCUCAGGUCGUACCUGUCUGCCGACGUCGAGAGAUCACACAUACACGUCGAACCGAAAGUACAGAAAAACCUAGAGAAAUACUCGUCACUCUCGGUAAAUUCAGUGAGAGAAAAUACGGAUAAAGUUGAAAAACCGGCGCCCCAAACAGCCGAAGUCAAGUCACAGUUCGAAGAUAAUUUUGCACCUUCGGAUUCCGCCGAAACUUUUGUUGCCAAUUUCGACGAUUUCGACAAGAAGGUAAACUCCACAUACGAUAAAUACGCCGCAUUUAGAGAAAUACAGGAACAGGAAUUGAAAGCUAAAUCUAUUUUAGAUCCAACAGAAACUGAACCUGCAGAAGUUAUUACAGAUGAGUUGAUUAAGACUGAUGAGAAAUACGCGAAAGAGAGUGACAAAAGUCCUUUGAAAUCGUUAGAUGAACUUACUUUAGAUACCUUUAACAUGUUCAGAAACUCCACGAGUCCGAAGCCAGUUGAAGAGAAAAUCGAAGACAUAAAGACUGUUAUGAAAAAUUUGCAAAUAGAGAAGUCUAGACGAAGUGUGUCGCCUAAGGAUAAUGGAUUAGAAAAACACGACGAAACUGACAGAUAUGCAGCUCUGAGGGAAAUAACAAUAACAGAACCACAAGAUGAAUUUGAAUCAUUACCAGAAGUGCCGAAGGAGAGAAAGAAAUCUGACGAGAAAUCCGACGGAUUUGACAAUUCGGAUUUCUUCGAUUGUAUAGACAGUAGUCUGACGUUCACGCAUGUAGAGGACGCGUUCAGAAAGAGCCCGUUGGUGAAAGAGAGGGAAGAAAAGAAAAUGGAGGUGAAAAAAGAAACAGUGGUUGAGGUUAUACCAGCUAGCUUACAGCCGCCGGCGAGGUUAUCAGCGGGUUCUAUCAGUGAUGUUGCCAGUGGGUCUUCACCUGAUGCUAAAGAUCGUUGCGGUGCAGUGGCGGGUGGAGGAAGCGUCACGGCCGGGGGGCUGCGUCGUCUCAACUGGACCGAGGGCUGGUCCUCCGACUCGCGGGACUCCGAGCCCAGGAGUAGGAGACGAAGGCCGCCCAGAGGACAUACAGUGGAGACAUCUUCGUCAUCCCGUGAUGCGUCGCCAUGGGAGGAGGAACCACCACGACACGGCGUGCGACGCGACAGGGACUCUAGGCAAAACUCGUCGGGUUCACGAGAAUGCCUCGACUCUGGCAGCGGGAGGGAGAAAGAUAAGAGAGAGAAACGAGAGCCGAGCAGAGAGAGGGAGAGGCGUGAAGUAAGCAGAGAGAGGAGGCAUGACGUGAGCAGAGAACGUGCGUAUGGGCGGGAGUACCGGCGGGACCGGGGGAAAGAGUACAGGGAGAUUGAGAGGAGGAGAGGGCGCCACUUGUAUGAUGAUGAUGAUUACAGUGACGGCUGCGGGUCGGGGCGAUCGUCUCCGAGAGAGCAGCGCUGGUCUGAAAGCCGGUGGAGGAGAGACGACAGGAACUAUGGGUCUCUGGGCUGGCGCGAGACUAGAAGAAGACAUGAGAUAAGACAGACUGAAGAUAGUGACAGAAGAUAUGGUUCAACGUUGAAUUGGCCAAGAAGAGCCGGCUCGCGUCAUUUAGAGCGAGACCUCCGAGACUCUCGCGAGCAGCAUCGAGACUCCGGUCGAGAUUCGCGCGAACACCGGGACUCUGGUCGAGACUCACGCGAGCCCAGAGACUCGGGCAGAGAUUCCGGCAGAGAGUCUCGCGACCCGAGAGACUCGGGCCGGGACUCUGGGAGGGAUUCCCGCGACCCGAGAGAUUCCGGCCGAGACUCGGGGCGGGACAAUAAAGACAGGAGAAGACGGAGGGAGCCGACUCGGAGAGACUACAGGUUCUCCAACGACUUCUCGCCGAGGGAGAAGGAGCAUUCGCCCUUUGAUAAUGAUUACCAGGAAACGCCAGCCGUCGCUAAGAAACGGGCGCCUUAUUCCAGUUUAGAGGGGACCAGGUUCGCAUUUGAAGAAGACACGACAGCAUCCCCGUUGUCGAGCAGCUCGGUCCGACGCGACGGCGACUCGCCCGCGACCCGCUUCCGGUUCGACUCCGACACGAUGUCGCCCCGCUCUCUGUUCGAAGACGACUUCAUCCACACGCACCCGCCCCGCCCGCGAACCGCGUCUAUCGCCGAAGAAGAGGAGGGAGACAUCCCCCCCCUCAGAACCAAACCCCCCGUCCAUAAGGACAUUAAGAAGUCCGACUCUGUGAAUAUAUUCACGCGCGAGUCCGAUCCGUUCGAGAAUGAUUCGUUCUUCGCUUGCACCGGCACAGACAGAGUUGCGAAGCGCGAGAACUGGCCCGGUGACUUUGUCGCUUUUGAAGAUAUAUAACGAUUUUAUAUCUAGGUGGCGCGCGCAUCGCCGACCAACCUAAACCUGUUUCCCAAUUGUAGACUGAAAAAAAAAUAAAAGAAAUUUCUUUAUCUGAAUUUAUAUAAAAAAGUUAUUUAUGUUCUUUGUUUAAAUAGAGAAAAAAUAAAAAGAUUGCCACAUCACUACUUCUGAGUCAUAUCGAUAAGUACCUACCACUGCACUAUCCGUAUGUCACUAGCGCACCGACAUAAUUGACAUUUUACAUGUCAAACAACUUGUUUGACAAGCCGAUGACCUGUCAAGUAUGCAAUGUAAUAUAAAAAAAAAUACGUUUAUUGCUGAUGUUACUUUCAUUGGAUUUUUUUGGAACAAAAAAUAACGCUUUUAUUGCCUUACCUUGACAUGUGUGUGUAAAUAAUUUGAUACAAAAAAGAAAUUAUAUUCUCAGUAGGUAUAGUUUUAAGAUUUUAAUAUUGUAAUCACAAUGUUUAAGCUUAUUUUGUUCUCUGUGAUAUAUUAUGAUAGUUUACAAAUUCAUGGAAACGUUUAUAAAAUAAUAAUUUGCCCAAUAUAUUAUAAUAUCACGUCAAAAAAAAAUAGUGGCUGUGUUAGCCUCUAAUUUCAGUAACAAAAUGUGUACACGCGAGUGUAAGACGUAGCUGUCAUGCACACUGCACUAAAAAUAGAGGCUAACUGUUAGCCUCUAUUUUCAGUAAUAGUGUGUACACGCGAGUGUAAGAGGCUAACCGUUAGCCCCUAUUUUCAGUAACAAAGUGUGUACACGCGAGUGUAAGACGUAGCUGUCAUGCACACUGCACUGAAAAUAGAGGCUAACUUUUAGCCUCUAUUUUCAGUAACAAAGUGUGUACACGCGAGUGUAAGACGUAGCUGUCAUGCACACUGCACUGAAAAUAGAGGCUAACUGUUAGCCUCUAUUUUCAGUAACAAAGUGUGUACACGCGAGUGUAAGACGUAGCUGUCAUUCACACUGCAC
Leptidea sinapis is the source of this 5522-nucleotide messenger RNA. It is a transcript of the gene Dab, whose product is annotated as protein disabled. NCBI's taxonomy places the organism in Eukaryota, Metazoa, Arthropoda, Insecta, Lepidoptera, Pieridae. The coding region runs from base 305 to 4546 and encodes 1413 amino acids. The record is from RefSeq and is a predicted model, not a curated record. The transcript has 19 exons.